This is a messenger RNA of Chrysemys picta bellii (western painted turtle), 3278 nucleotides long. NCBI's taxonomy places the organism in Eukaryota, Metazoa, Chordata, Testudines, Emydidae. The record is from RefSeq and is a predicted model, not a curated record.
UUGUGAAAUAAAUCAAUCUGAAUCUGCCUGUGCGGACGCCGCUGGGGAGGGAGCAGAGUCCCGGCCUGCGGGGAGCCUGGGAGCCAGCCCCCCAUCUGCUCCCAGCCACACACCCCCAACCCACACCAUCGCUUGCAUGUGGGUGCCUGGGGGCCAGGAGCUGCCAUGCUCAGCCCCUCUGAUAGGGAGAGCAGCAGCAGUAGCAGCAGCAGCCCCGGCGUGCUGAGCCUUGGGGCCGGGAGCAGGGAAGACGGGGAGCCAGAGGGAGAGGAGAAAAUCUGCGCCGUGUGCGGCGACCGAGCCACCGGCUACCACUUCCGUGUCAUGACCUGCGAGGGCUGCAAGGGCUUCUUCAGGCGGUCGAUCAGCAAGGGCGUGUGCUUCACCUGCCCCUUCACCCGCAACUGCACCAUCACCAAAGCCAAGCGCCGGCAGUGCCAAGCCUGCCGCCUCCAGAAGUGCCUGGCCGUGGGCAUGAAGAAGGACAUGAUCAUGUCAGAGGAGGCUCUGCAGAUGCGCCGGGUCCUGCGGAAGCAGAAGAAGCAGGAGCGGGAGCUGGCGGAGGAGCCGGCGGAGCUGACAGAGGAGCAGGAGCAGCUCAUCAGCAGCCUCAUUGAGGCCCACAAGAGGCACUUUGACUCUGGCUUCUCCCAGUUCGUGCAUUGCCGGCCCCCGGUGCGAUUGUACAUCCACAGCCUGAGCCCUCAGAGCCCCCAGGAGCCCAGGGUUCCCCAUGUCCUGUGGGGGCUCUCCCAGCCUGAGGAGGGCGGCCCCCUGGCCCCCUUGCAGAGCCUGCAGGGGGACAUGCUGCCUGACAACUUCUCCAUGCUGCCCCACUUCGCCGACCUCAGCACCGUCCUCAUCCAGCAAGUGAUCAAAUUCGCCAAGGAGAUCCCAGCCUUCAGGAGUUUGCCGAUCGAUGACCAGAUUUCGCUUCUCAAAGGCGCCACUUUGGAGAUCUGCCAGAUCCAGUUCAACACGGUCUUCAACGAGGAGACCAAGGCCUGGGAGUGCGGCCAGCACUGCUACACCAUCCAAGACGGCGCCCUGGCUGGGUUCCAGCAGAUCUACCUGGAGCCGCUGCUCAAGUUCCACAUCAGCCUGAAGAAGCUGAGGCUGCACGAGGCCGAGUACGUGCUGCUGCUGGCCAUCGCCCUGUUCUCGCCUGACCACCCUGGCAUCACCCAGCGCCACACCGUCGACCAGCUGCAGGAGAAGAUGGCCCUCACGCUGAAGAGCUACAUUGACCAACGGCACCCGCUGCCCGAAGGCAGGUUCCUCUACGCAAAACUGCUCUUGCUGCUGACUGAGCUGCGGACGCUCAAGGUGGAGAACACACGGCAGAUCCUGCACAUCCAGGACCUGACCGCCAUGACGCCGCUGCUCUCCGAGAUCAUCAGCUAGAGCCCAGAGUCAGGACCUGCUGGCUGGCCCCCCUGGCUGGGGCCAGGAUCCCACUGGACCAGGGCCCCCUCACUGGGGUGGGUACCCCACUGGACAGGGCCUCCCCUCGCUGGGGCCGGGACCCCACAGGACCAGAAACCCCCCCCCCCCAGCUACUUUCCAGGCCCAUCUGCUGCCCCCCAGGAGCUCAAGGACUCCUCGGCUGAGUCCUGCAGCCGGAUCCAGCUGCCCAAACUUGUUGCUCCUGGCUCAUUUGAUCCUCUCCCUUCCACUCAGCGAAUCCAACCCACUCUCAGCUCCCAGGGCCUGGGCCGGCUGUGGCUCUGGGGAAUCAAAACCGACCCCUCGGCUCAGCUGAGCCCCUGCCCGGCCAGCACCGCUUGUGCAGAGCAGCCCAGGGACACGGCUGAAACGGGCCAGAACCAGCCUGCAUCUGGACCAGACGCGAGCCUCACGCUUGAGCCCAGGCAGGCCCAGAUGCUGGACACUGCAGCCAGGCAGGAGUGGGACUGGGCAUGUGGCCAUUCGGUUCCACCUGCAGCCUCUGGGGCUCUAGCCCGUCUGUCAAGUGUCACCUUGGGCCAGUGUCUGCACCGGAGCCUAGCUAGGCCCAGCGCUGGGAGCAGGAACGUUGGGCAUGGCUGAGAGUGAGACACCAGGUGGGAAGGGGAGUCACACCCAUAAGUGGGGCAGGCCCUGUGAUUCCCCAUGGCCUGCUCUGGAUUCAGCAGGCAGGGUGGGGCUGCCCACUGCCGCUCACAGGCCUGGAGGAGCACCCAGCCCAGGAUGUGCCAGCACCUGCAGCCAGCCUGGCACGAGGCCUGCAUCCCCCAGCCCUGUGUGGGGCCUGCCCUUCAGCCCCCACAAACCUGACCCCUGCCUCUGUGUGGGGCCUUCCCCCCGUUCCAGAGCCUGUGCCUUGGCACUGCCCCACCCCAGCACUGCCUCCUGCCCCAUACAAAGCCUGCCCCCCUCUAUAUAGGGCCUGGCCCUCAGCCCUGCUCCAUCCCACAGGGAAUGCCCCCCUCAGUCCUGCCCCCCCAAUUCAGGGCGUGCCUCUUGACCCUGCCCCUCCCUAGCACAGGAUCAGCGCCCUCCCAGCCCGCUGGCCACACAGGAUUGACCCUUUUAAACAGGGAAACUGAGGCACCAAGCAGUGCUGUGACUUGAGCCUCUGGCUGUUGGUUUCUCAGCCUGGCUCUGCUCCCAAGGGCCGUGGCUCUAGCUGCCAGGAGCCCAAAAGUGCUGCCAGCGUAGCCGAGAGGGGCCCAGCUGGGGGGCCAAGGAGAUUGCGCCCGUUUGCCCGGCUGCCCUUGUAGGGUGGACGAGGUCUUAUUGGCUGAGUCCCUCAUGGCCCUGGACAUGGGGAGGGUAUUUGUUUGAGGCCUGUCGCUGGAGUUGUGAGUGCUCAGCAUAGGCCAGUGCCCAGAGGCCCUGGGGUCAGAGGGCACAGAACCCAGGUGUCCUACUUGUCCCGGGUGUGCCCGUUUACUCCAGCGAGAUGCUCCCAGUGCAGGGGGGCCCCACCGGUGCCAGCUUUACCCAGGCUUCAAUAACCCCCCUUCACCAUGCGUGGUGAUGUUGUGUCACCCCUGCCGUAGGCACUUUCCCCUCCCUCAGCCAUGCACACCUGGGCUAUCGCCCAUGGCCACCCCACAGCUCCAGGUCAUGCCACCAUGGCUGUGUCUGGGGGGCUCACGAGGGGCUGGGCUGCUGGCAGGGUGCGCAGGGAAGUGGCACUGUGGCUCCUGGGGGCAUAGCUCGGGGGGGCACAUGUGGAGUUGGGCUGCUGGGGGUGGGGGUAGGGCCAUGGUGCCUGGGACAUGUCUGUCACUAGCACACUUUAGGGGCCAAAUUAAAGCCUCAUUUAUUUA